Molecule: messenger RNA, 471 nt
Organism: Prunus armeniaca (apricot)
Lineage: Eukaryota; Viridiplantae; Streptophyta; Magnoliopsida; Rosales; Rosaceae
Source: the annotation of a GenBank genome assembly
AUGGCCUUCAGCACCCAGAGAGCCUCUACAUCUCGUACUUCAGCUGAAUCGGCUCCCCCACAUUGGAAGCAUGAUGUGUUUUUGAGUUUCAGGGGAGAGGACACUCGCAGGGGUUUUAUAUCUCAUUUAUACCACGAACUGCAGUACUGGCAAGCAAUAAAAACUUUCAAGGACGACCGAGACCUUGAAAUAGGAGCAAGUAUUUCUCUGGAGCUGUUGACCGCAAUCGGACAAUCACAUCUUGCCAUCAUUAUUCUCUCCCCAAAUUACGCUUCUUCCACCUGGUGCUUGGAUGAACUUUCAAAGAUUCUUGAAUGCAUGAAAGACAGCAAGAGAAUUAUACCAAUAUUUUUUGAGGUUGAUCCUUCCGAUGUGCGAAAUCAAAGGGGGAGUUUUACGGAAGCAUUCACGAAGCAUGAAGAAAAGUUCAGUGAAGAUGUAGACAAGGUGAAGCGGUGGAGAGAUGCUUAA